Molecule: messenger RNA, 5972 nt
Organism: Neoarius graeffei (lesser salmon catfish)
Lineage: Eukaryota; Metazoa; Chordata; Actinopteri; Siluriformes; Ariidae
Gene: bnc1
Product: basonuclin zinc finger protein 1
Exons: 5
Coding region: 356-3001 (881 amino acids)
Biological process (GO): regulation of transcription by RNA polymerase I
Cellular component (GO): nucleus
Source: RefSeq, a predicted model, not a curated record
GCAGGAGGAGAGAGAGAGAGAGAGAGAGAGAGAGAGAGCGGGACUGCUGAGUGUGUACCGCGCGAGCUUCUCACGGGGGAGUGUGUGUGUGUGUGUGUGUGUGUGUGUGUGUGUGUGUGUGUGUGUGUUGAUCAGUGAGUGUGUGUGUGUGUGUGUGUGUGUGUUGAUCAGUGAGUGUGUGUGUGUGUGUGUGUGUGUGUGUGUGUGUGUGUUGAUCUGUGUGUGUGUGUGUGUGUGUGUGUUGAUCUGUGUGUGUGUGUGUGUGUGUGUGUGUGUGUGUGUCGCGCGCGUAGUAGAACUUGUGGAGACAGGAGCAGGAAAUGGCAGAGCGCGCGGAGGCUGCAGCGUGAGCACCAUGUCUCAGGCGAUUUGCUGCACGCUGUUGAAUUGUACCUGCGACAGUUUCAGACCCGGAAAGCUGAAACGUCGUCAGUGUGAGAACUGCAGGCAUGGAUGGGUCGCUCACGCUCUGAGUAAGCUGAAGAUGCAUCACUCGUACGACGGAGGUCAGGUGGAGAUCGUUCACUCCAACGUGGUGUUCGAUAUCUGCAGUCUGAUGCUGUACGGUACUCAGGCGAUCCCCGUGCGGCUGAAGAUCCUCCUUGAUCGACUCUUCAGUGUCCUGAAGCAGGACGAAGUCAUCAAAAUCCUCAACGCUCUGGACUGGACGCUGCAGGACUACAUACGGGGAUACGUCCUGCAGGAUGUGGCUGGCAAAGUGCUGGAUCGCUGGGCCAUCAUGACCUUCGAAGAAGAAAUUGCGACAUUACAGCAGUUCCUUCGAUUUGGAGAGACAAAAUCCAUCGUCGAGUUGAUGGCACUUCAGGACAAAGAAGGGCAGGCGAUCAUUAUCCCAACAGUUAGAGCAAACUCGGACAUCCGUAGCUUCAUAGAGAGCAGUAUGCAGCGUCCAUCAGUGUUGCCCACAAUGGAGCCUCUGAGCAGAAACAAUGGCCACCACUUCGAGAGUUUGGUCAACAACAUGACCUUCAUGCUGCCUCUGCAGUUGCUCAACUCUGUUCCUGCACCACUGCUCAGGUCCAGAGCAGAUUCCCGCCAGCAGGACAUUCUGGCACGACCCGAAAUUCUGGAUUCAAACCCUGACACCUCCACUCACUUGACCUCUGAUGCAGAAAGAGAAGAUGUGCCCAUGGAGAGAGCAAGCACCAAUUUAGAGUCAGAUGAUUUCACACUGAGUGACAACUAUUCCUCACCCUCGACACCUUGCACGCCUUCAAUCAGCUCCGAUAUCGCCCAGGCGUCACCGGAGUCAAAAGUCCGUCCAGGAGUUGGGAUGAAAAAAGGCCGUGUUUUCUGCAGUGCCUGUGAAAAGACCUUUUAUGACAAAGGAACACUGAAGAUCCACUACAAUGCUGUUCACCUCAAGAUCAAGCACAAGUGCACUAUCGAGGGAUGCAACAUGGUCUUCAGCUCAUUGAGAAGCCGAAACCGGCACAGUGCCAACCCAAACCCGCGCCUGCACAUGCCCAUGAAUCGAAACAAUCGGGACAGGGAUGUGAGGGAUGGAAUGAGCACGGGGGGUGAGGCAGAAAAGCGGGACCUCAGGGACCUCAGCAGGUCCGUCUCCAGCUACAUAAGCAGUUCUGAGCCCAAACUGCACAGCUCCUUUCCAAGCAUCAGCCACAGUGGGAUUGUCUUCCCCAACCUGAAGACUGUUCAGCCAGUGCUGCCCUUCUACCGCAGCCUGGUGACGCCUGCUGAGCUUGCCAACACACCUGGAAAUCUGCCCUCCUUACCCUUACUGUCCUCUUCUUCUGUGCCUGUAAGUGUAGGAGACAUGGAGAGCAAUGCCGAGCCCGUGCCCAAGAAGAAAUCCCGUAAAUCCAGUAUGCCCAUAAAGAUCGAGAAAGAUGAGCUGGAAGCGCAAAGCAGCUCCAAUGAUGAUGAUGACGAUCCUCCUGCCAGUAUGGACUCUGGGAUGGACUGUGUGGUAAAGACAGAAUGUGAUGAGCAUGGUGUUGUUCAUCCCUCUGUACUCACCCAUUCUUCCCAUACAGAUGAAGCACAAGCUGAGGACAGACACCAAGCCCAGGGGUGCAGUCUCACCCACUCCCCGUCUUCUUUCAGCAACGUGCAAAGAGACUCAGUUGAUUUUGGGGACCAAACCUGCAGCGAAGUCUUGGAUCGUCAACCCACUGACAAAGUGGCACUAAGCACGCCCUGCAAGUCUGAGGUCCGCACAGACGGCGAUGGUGACCUGCAAAUAGUGUGUGCAGAUGAUGAAAAUGAGCUUCUUCAUCACUGCGAGAGUUGCAAUAAGACUUUUAAAAACUCCUACAGCGCCAAAAUGCAUUACCACAGCAUCCACUUGAAGGAAAUGCACAUGUGCACCGUAGCAGGCUGCAACGCCGCUUUCCCAUCCCGCAGGAGCAGAGACAGACACAGCGCGAAUCUGAACUUACACCACAAGCUGUUGACCAAAGAUCACUACGUCUUCACUCCAUCCUCCAAAGACAUCACCACUGAUUCACAGCCUGAACUCCCUGCUAAGGAUCCUCUGAGCCAGAUGUCUGUUAUCUUCAAGGGCACAAACCGCAUGGGCCUUGUGUUUCCCAUGAGCAAAUCCUCUGAGAGCAUCGAGGAUCCGGUGGAGGAUGAGGCCGUGUUGGACCUAAGCACCAGAGGAAGUGGUCAUUCUUCUUCCUGGGACUCAGAUGCAGGCAGCGAGGAGGAGCUCCCCCUGGAAGACAGUGAUGAGAAUGAGAGCUGUGAUGGGCUAAGUUCCAGUGCAGUUGGUCUCGGGCAGCAGGUUAACAACUUGUCUUCACCCAUCACCUGCCACGUCUGCCAGAAGGUUUACAGCAACAAGGGCACGUUCAGGGCGCACUACAAAACUGUGCACCUUCGGCUCCUGCACAAGUGCAAGGUACCAGGGUGUGACACCACAUUCUCCUCCGUCAGGAGCCGCAAUCGACACAGCCAGAACCCGAAUUUACACCGGAACCUUCCAACAAACACCACGACCAUCGAUCAGGAGUAGCAAUAUGUACGGGUGGUGAAGUAAUAACGAGCACUUGUGUGUAAGUGGAAAAGCACAGGCCUUCAUAGAUCCUGCCUAAAAUUUACAAUGAUGAACUGAUCCAAGAGGCUCUUAAGUUUUUCAUCUCAUGCGUAUAAUUUACAGCGCAAUUUGUGGUUUAUUGUGACGAGCAAAACUUCACAUAGCUAAGUUUUCAUUAAAUUCACGUGAAUGAGAAUAUAUAUAAUGUGAAUAUGAUCUGUAUAACAGAACAAAACAUCGAGGAGUUAUUAACACUGGCCAAGUUGCUCUUUACGGAGAUAUUUUCUGUGUUCAGUCAAUAAAACAGCACAGGAAAUGGAUUAGUUGGCGUUAAUUGGCCACAGGUACCACAGGUACCACAUACCCGAAACUUGAAACGCUGGAAGGUGGAAAAUUUUGACUGUCAGAAAAGUUACAUCUGAGAGUCUCUACAUGGUUGCAUGAGUUUAUUUCAUUUGCUUUGAUGUUAUUUAUUCCUCUACAAUUUAAUUCCAUACAGAAUGAGUUCAGCUCAAACGAACAUACAGAUACCUGUUGAUGUUGUUGUUGUUUUUAAUCAAACCUUUUUUUAAAAUAAUUUAACAUGUCCGAAAUGACAUCACAACAAUACUUCCUGUAAAAUUGGUGGAUAAAAUCUCAUCUCAAAUCAAAUCAAAUCAAAACUUCUCUAGAGAUGAUGUGCAGAAGCACAUGAUGUUAAAAACUUAUUUUUACUACAUUGCUAAACACCACCAAGCACUCACACAGCUUCAUUUCAACGCCGUUGGUCUUUAUUUAUUACAGAACAAGCAUUUCCACAGCGAUACAGCUGCUGAUUUGGCACAUUUUUCUGCUGAAUAAGCUCCAGAGAUAAACCUGUUACAACUAUUCGGUACUCAGCUAGCACAAAGUGUUAUUAUUAUUAUUAUUAUUAUUACUACUAUUAUUAUUGCAAUCACGGCGGCAUGACAAUCACAAUAUAUACGGAAAGAUUAACCAUAACUCAGUUUUAGUAAAGUUUAUAUGGCGAGAAACACACAUAGCAGUAAAACUAAUUAACAGUUAUUCCAUGAAAUCGAGUCGUACAUGAGCUGAGAGCCGACGAGGCGCGUAGCACCGAGAUUGAGUGGAAUAACUGUUUUAUUCUCUGCACAUUCACUGGAUUUUGAGAAACAGAGCAUUUUAAUUUUUUUUUUUUUGCAAAUUCGAUAAAUAAAAACUUUAUACAAAGCAUCUGACAAAAUCAUUUCCACUUAGAAUGUAAACAAACCGGCAAAAUGGCAGGAGCAAUUUGUGAAAAAUGUGAUAAUAAUAAUUCUUGAAAAAUAAAAAAGAUAUGUUCUUACCAUCAAAUACUUUUAUUUCAUAUUUUGUUGCUUUUUUGUAUUUUUUGGGGUUUUGUUUUCGAGUAGAGUUUUUAUUUCAUCCUCGGUUGGUUCAGCAACACGCUCCGCCAUUUUGUUUUUUCUCUACUCACGGUAUAUGAGCUGAUAUCUUAGUAGUAGAGUAGCCAAUCAGAGCGCAUGAUUGCUCAUAUCCAGUGAAUGUGGACAGAAUAAAAUAGUUAUUCCACUCAAUCUCGGUGCUACGCGCCUCAUAGGCUCUCAGCUCAGGUACAACUCAAUUUUGUGGAAUAACUUUAAUGUAGCUGCACAGCUAGCAAUAAGGAAAUAUUAAUAUGACCAGGGACAGAAACUAACCAGGUUUUGUGUUCAGGUUCGCACUUCAGCUGGUGAUGGGGUCACUCAGACCACCGGAGUUCGCCGGAAACCAAGUGCAAAACCUGUGAGAGAGCAGUUACAGCAAUACGAUUAGCACGAGCCUGACGUGGUGUGUUUGUAGCGUACUCGCGAGGUUCCAUUACUGCGUUUAAAACACCUUUGAUUUGCUGAACAGUUGAUUAUAUCUCGUCAACUGCUCACUUUUUUCCGCUGCAGUAUUAUUAUAGAAAAUGAUCACUCGUUUUAAUCUGUCCAUCGCGUGAUGGAAUUCUUAUGAAAAUGUGCCAAAUCAGUUUUUUUUUUCAUUUCUUUCCUGAAAUAAGCCCCAGGUUGCAUUGAUCAUGCUGAAGGGAGGGGAAUGUUCUCAACAUGCUGCGCUGAAUUAAAAUAAAUCUGCGUAAUAAAUCCAGCACGUCGCUGAACACAUCCCACACUGGAGUUUCAGUUUAACGCAAAAAAGUAUAAAAGUGUGAAUAUGCUAGUGAAGUGUUCUGCCUCCUGACCGCGACCUGCUGCUUUAACAAACACAAGAUUAUCACACUACAGUAAUCUGGAUCGGUCAUAGAGUGGGCGUGGUCAGUGACAUCAUCAACAUACUGCAUUUUCAGCUUCUGGGGACCAAACGGUUUUACUUACUGCGUUUUGUUUUUUUCCCACGAAUAUAAGACAAGAAUUUUUUUCUUCUCUCUCGCAUGUGCUGUGUAAACGUUAGCAUUUUCGCAUUAGCCGACUUACACCACGCCCCUUUGGGGUUUUUUGUUUAUUUGUUUUGGGGUUCUUUUACGGUGUCCUGUGGAAAUCUGGCCGUAUUUGCAGAAUACAUGUUCGCGAUUUUUACAUUUCUAACCCAUUUGUAACAAGAAACUUCUGAAACUGUGAAACAUUCAUGAGUUAUGAGAUGGAAGUGGGAGGUUCUUUGAUAUUCUUAAAGAAACAAGAGGGCGGAGCUAAAAACAGGAAGUAGAGCAUUGUUAGAUGGUUUUUAUGCCUAAAGUUAACCAGGUUUCUGUUAACGUGUUUAACACACAAUUUGAAAAUGUGAACUAAAAAAACAAACAAACAUCUCAUCUCAUUAUCUGUAGCCGCUUUAUCCUGUUCUACAGGGUCGCAGGCGAGCUGGAGCCUAUCCCAGCUGACUACGGGCGAAAGGCGGGGUUCACCCUGGACAAGUCGCCAGGUCAUCACAGGGCUGACACAUAGACACAGACAACCAUUCACACUCACAUUCACACCUACGCUCAAUUUAGAGU